Messenger RNA from Epinephelus fuscoguttatus (brown-marbled grouper), 6657 nucleotides. RefSeq names its product solute carrier family 45 member 2 (gene slc45a2). The record is from RefSeq and is a predicted model, not a curated record. The transcript has 7 exons. Gene Ontology annotation, molecular function: sucrose:proton symporter activity. Bases 4908 to 6617 code for a protein of 569 amino acids. Gene Ontology annotation, biological process: transmembrane transport. Gene Ontology annotation, cellular component: membrane. NCBI's taxonomy places the organism in Eukaryota, Metazoa, Chordata, Actinopteri, Perciformes, Serranidae.
UUCGGUCAGCUUUCAGUGAAAAUGUAGUGUAAAAUAAAUAAAAUCCUAUUGUCUGUCCUGUUUAUUGCUUGGGGACUGUUAUUUACGUGACAACACCUGAACAGAACACACACACACACAUUGGCUGUUUGUUUCUACCUCUCCCCUCACUGAAAGCCUCAGACAUUCCGCCACCCACCUCCACCUUGAUUAAACGCCUCCGCCUUGAUUAAACGCUUAUUUUGUUAUAUUUCUCCCUCUCCCCUCGCUGGAAGCCUCGGACCUCCCGCCGCCCGCUCCUGUCUCAAACACGGAGAUCUCCCUCUCCGCGGAGCACCCACAGCGCACGCCCAGCCUGUUAAAUAGACACAAACUCAGUGCUUUAGUAAUUAAAUAAUGUCGGGCUCGGUUCGGUUUCGGACAUAACAAAACAGAAUGACUGUCGGGUUCGCAAAGGAAAACCAGAUAUUAUCAUCAAUUUAUAAACACCCCUCGGACGUGCCAGACAGGAGGUGAAAAAUGGACAUGUCCGGGCAAAAGAGGACGUUUGGUCAGCCUACCCUAUUUCCAGUUUCUUGCUAAGCUAAGCUAAGCUAAGCUAAGCUAAGAGCCCUCUGGCUGAAUCCUCAUAUGUAACUUACUAAUAUGACAGGAAACAAUAUUCUCAUCUGUUUUUUGGCAACAUAGUGAAUACACACCAGACACCCCCAGUCAACUCAUACACAUGUCAUAGGGCCGUUGUUCCCAGCUGGUCCGGCCACAAGGUCCAAAUUUCUCCUUAGUCAUUAGUGUAAGGUUCACACAGUUUAAUACAGCAUCACACUUGUGUUUUGCCAUGAUGUUGAGCUAGUGGAAUCGCUUGCAGUCCAUUCUGAAUGGACCUGUGACCCACUUUGGAAUGCGACCCUCCAGUUGGGAGCCACUGUCACAGGGUGCACAUGUGGCACGAGCACACAUUCAAGGAUCAGACUGGUGACUUAUUUAUCUUCAUUUAAAAAUACUAAAAUGCAAAAGGGGGCUUAACAGGGGCUACAAAGAUUCGUAACAUGGCUAUAGCACCAUCUAGCCCCAGUGUGACGUCAUGCCUGGACAUUUGUUAACUUUGACAUUUUGGGAAACGCUUAAUUGCUCUUUAACUAAGAGGUAGAUGACAAGUUUGAUACUACUGUCACGUUUGAGAGCAGUAUCAAAGAAGCUCACGAUCCAACUUAAUGAAGAGAAAGGCAGAGCAAAAUUUGCAGAGGUUGUUGUUGAAUCACGCACAUUUACAGACAGGCCUGGGGGGUAAAACCUUCUCUGAACAGAGACUUGUCUACUGCCUGUGACUGCAUAUUAUAUGCCUUUGUGCUGGUAGCCUGGAAGCCUUCCUUAGGCCUUUGUAUUUUGGCAUAGACAGAUGUAUUGUAUUAACACCCGGGCCUGGCAAUUUAUCAGGUUCUUUGUUGUCUGGCAUAUUGAAACAAUUAGCCAAUUAAUUUUCAGGAUGCUGCUCUUUUCUGUCCUCUUUUGUGUAAAAAACGCAAUACACAAGGGUGUAAAAAAGUCUGCCUGGACUAAAAUGUUUCUUAAAGGAUUGGGCUGGUUAUAUUCUAUAUCCAUUGCUACUGUCAUGGAUUUGCCUAACAAAAUGUAACGGGUAGAAAUAUAAAGUGUCAUAAAAUGGAAAAUAAUAAUGAGUAAAGUACAAAACUUGUGCAGUUACACACUGUCCAUCACUGAAGACAGGUCAUUUUGGUCUUUUCUCUGUCUGGCUUUUCAGUACAGGUACACUGUGGUUAUUAUUCUUGCUCACCUGUAAUAAAAAGGUUCACACCAAUCAGACUUUGCAGAUUGGACCAGUACAAAGUAGCUCAUCCCUCCAGGCUGUCCUGUCACAUCGUCACUGAUUUUCACUACCAAGAUUAAUGUGGUAGUUUUUAGUAAGGAUAUACGGGCAGAAAAUUGAUCAUUCAACACAGUGGGACCAGACUACUGCCGGAAAAACAGGUGACCACACAGAAGAGAAAAGUGUUUAAGCAUUGUGAUGUAACAAAGAUGUAGGUUCAAGAGAAUGAAAGACAAAGAGUGUUUUGUAUCUCUUAUUGCUCACACACUGUUUCAGUCUUAAUGAUGCUCUUGUGAUUUACAGGGUCGGCCUGCUGAUUCUGAGAAAGUCCGGACACUGGACCUCCACCAGACCUUUCAAGGAAGCUGAUAACUAUCAGUUUUUAGGCCGGAAUGAAGUUCACAGUGAAGGAUUGGUCAAUAAUGUCUUCCUGAAUGUUGAGCUAAGGUCACAACAACAUUAUGUUAUCACUGGCUUCACCUCAGCUUGAGUGCAAGAAGUUAGUCACAGAUCAGCACACCGAUUCUAAGAGGUACGAUGAAUAUGAUUCCAGCAAGAGACGAAAAACUGUGAUUUUCAAAAUAUUUUCUGUCACAAGUUGUGAUUGCUUUUUCCUUCAGUUUGUUAAAGAAAGAUGAAAACUCAUGUUUAAAUACAACACCCCCAUUGCCGGAGGGGUGUGUCUUUAUCUCUCAUUCCAAAGGCAAAAAUUACUAUUCUGUUUGAAGUAGCGCAUGAUGAUCUGAUGACUCAACUACUACUCAGAACAGGCUGUUAAAAUUUAUUGAAGUGGAUUGGCUGUCUUUCCAGGAGCCCUGAGGAGUCAGAUCUAGUCAAGAAAGAGUUUCCUGUUACACUCCAAAUGAAAGGAAAGAAAAAGUAUUCACACAAACACACAUACACUAGAAAAUACCAUUUUAUCAUUCCCUCCAAAUAUUACUCAAAAUUAGACUGUAGUGAAUUUCAAUUUUUCCGUAUAUCUGGUCCUUUUUAACUUCAAGUCACUUUCCGAUUUUUACCAGCAACCUUUUAAUUAUGGAGCUGUGGAGACUGAGGUGGAUCAUCUCCGUAUUCUUCACUUUACGUCUACAGCUGUGCUAGCAGCUCUGUGGGGCUGUACUGAGGCAUAGCAGAGCUAUUUUUUAAAUAAGCUUUUAAAUGAAUUGAUUCUGGUGGCACCUGCCUCUCUACUUUAAGAAGAGUAGCUAAGAAAUAAAUACACUGCUCAAAAAAUGAAGGGAACACAUAAUGGUCACAGUAUAACACCAAGUCAAAUACACUUCUGGGAUAUCAAUGUGUCCAUUCAGGAAGCACAAGUGAUUGUGAAUCAGUUUCACCCGCUUUGGUGGAGACUUUUGUGUGAGGAGGAACAGGAGGAGCACUGCCAGAGCCCUACAAAAUGACCUCCAGCAGGCUACUGGUGUGCAUGUUUCUGACCAAACUGUCAGAAACAGACUCCACCAGGGUGGCAUGAGGGUCUGACGUCCUCUAGUGAGACCUGUGCUCACAGCCCAGCACCAUGCAUUGGCAUUCGCCAGAGAACACCAGAAUUGGCAGGUCUGCCAUUGGUGCCCUGUUCUCUUCAUAGAUGAGAGCAGGUUCACACUGAGCACAUGUGACAGAUGUAAUGAACCUUAUGCUGCCUGUAACAUCAUCCAGCAUGACUUGUUUGGCGAUGGGUCAGUGAUGGUCUGGUCUGGUCCCUUGACAUUCAAACUUGGCCUCUCCUCCCCACACAGCUUGUGUACUGCAAGCUACCAUUGUAAGAACUGACAAUAAAGCUGACUUUGACUUUGAAGAAUAUUGAUUUAAUUUUAAUGAAAAAGCCAAUAUUUUAGCAAGCUAGCUGUACCUACCUGUCCAACAAAAAAACAGGCCAACUCCACAUUGCUCUUCAUCCCCAUCCCCAUUGUCUCCUUCAGUGAGACAUGCAGCUGCAGCCACAUGUGAUUUGAAGCCUAUAUGACAUGCCCUUACAAACUGCGCCCACCAACCGUACAAGACAAAUCCACCAACACUACGGUUUUAUGAAUCCUGUUACAAUGCGACAUUGUACUGAAUAAAUUAGGCCAAACAAAGGAAUAAUCCACUUUAUACACGAAGAUGUGAUUCACCUUAUAAGUAACAAGAUAUACCCCUUACCCUUAUACCCUAACCCUAACCUUAACCACCUCUCUUUUAACCCUAACACUUCAUAGCAAGCUAAACAUUAUCUUGGCACUUUCUUCAAGGCUUCUGCCUCUGGACCAAGUACUGAAGGGGGCUGAUCAUGUAGGUAUGGUGGGCGAGUCAUGUAGCUGGUGUGGGUGGUCUCCAGCUAGAGCUAUACCUACUCACCUUCAGCGAAAGUUAAAGUGAAAGUCAACUCCAGAUUCACUCUCGCUUUUGAAACAAGCUUUAUCCGAUUGGCAUUUCAUCUCGCUAUAUUUCCACUUCUUCUGCACUGUGUCCGAGAAUUUUUCUAGCGGUCUCUUGGAUACAUGUCCCUUACUGUCUAGCACCUUGUCCUACCUUUUUAUAAUGUCCAGACCUCACCUGCUCCCUGUUAUUUGCUUGGGGCUAUACGCCCACAAACUUCCUAAACACAAAAUACAAAGAAAGUAAGAAGAGUGUAGAGUCUCUGCAGAAACACCACCACACACUUCUAGAGGGUCAUAAGCUAUGAUAGAGGAGGAUUACUUUUUUGUGAGUCUUUACAUUGUUCUUGAGGAAAAUCCUACAUAGUAUACCUUUCAAGACUGAAGAAGGGGAAGAAACAUACAGUAAUCUCUUAAAUACACCCACUUCUUUGUCUCCUCCCCUCUCUCUCUGUUCUUCAAUGAGUGCCACUCUGCUCUGCUCAGACCCAGAGGCAGACCUUCACAUGUAAAGUAAAGCUGUGUGGAUCUUGGACUCAUUGCUCAACUAUGCAGUAGAGAGGAGGAUUAGUUCAAGCUGAGCACCGGUGCAAGGAUUUGGCAUUUGGCCAUUUAUCCAUCAUUUCGCAGGCAGAGACACUACCAUACUCUUUGUCUCCCUUCAUCUGAAUCUUCUCUUCACUCCCUUGUCAUUCUCCCUCUCCUUCUCCCUUUCUCCACCCACCCCUCUCUACCCUCUCUCUACCAUGACCCUUUUAUCAGAGGACCAGUCUGCAAGGCCCCAACCCUGCCGGCUCCCUGAGCCUGGCAAACACAUCACCACUUCUUUGUACCCGACAGACUUUACAGGCUCCAAAGAGGACUACAUGGACAGUGGGGAAGGUGCUGUGUUCGGAGCCGUGGAGCCCCCCAGGCGCUCACGGGGCCGCCUUAUCCUCCAUGGCAUGGUCAUGUUUGGAAGGGAAUUCUGCUACGCGGUGGAGGCAGCGUUCGUCACACCGGUACUUCUGAGCGUGGGCCUGCCCCGCAGCCUGUACAGCUUGGUGUGGCUGAUAAGCCCCAUCCUGGGCUUCUUGCUCCAGCCCAUCAUCGGCUCGGCCAGCGACUACUGCCGCUCAUCAUGGGGCCGACGGAGGCCUUACAUCCUGACCCUUGGUAUCCUCAUGCUGCUGGGAAUCACCCUGUUUCUGAAUGGAGAUGCUGUCAUCUCAGCACUGGUCAUCGACAGGUCGGUGAGGAGUAUAUGGGCCAUAGUGGUGGUGAUGUUUGGAGUCGUGCUGUUUGAUUUCGCUGCAGACUUCAUCGACGGGCCCAUCAAGGCCUACCUGUUUGAUGUGUGUUCACAUCAAGACAAGGAAAGAGGUCUGCACUACCAUGCUCUACUCACAGGUCUGGGUGGAGCGUUUGGCUACCUGGUGGGAGCCAUGGACUGGGGACACUCAAUAAUGGGUCAGCUGCUGGGCUCUGAGUACCAAGUCAUCUAUUUCUUCUCAGCAUUGACCUGGAGCAUCUUCCUCACUGUGCACCUCUUCAGCAUCCCAGAGCAACCCCUUGGCAAGGAUCCGUCCACAUCUGACCCCUCACCUCCCAGUGCCCUUCGCCUACUAGGUUCCCACAGCAAUGGAUAUGGCGCACUGGCUAAUAAAGAGCCAGUCUCACCUGUAGUUCCAGCAUCUGUUCCAGACCUCAGGCCUAGGUCAUUCUCUGCUCUUGGGGAGGCCAAUUCAGUGACCUCCAGUGCUAAGCAGCCAAACAAGGAGGCCCAGAAGAGGAUGACAUUCAGAUCAAUGAUGAAAGCUAUCAUCAACAUGCCAAGCCACUACCGCUGUCUGUGUGUCAGUCACCUGCUGGGAUGGACGGCUUUCCUCUGCAACAUGCUCUUCUUCACUGAUUUUAUGGGACAGAUUGUGUACAAUGGAGAUCCUUAUGCAGAUCAUAACUCCACAGCUUAUGCCACAUAUGAGAGAGGAGUAGAAGUGGGCUGCUGGGGGCUGUGCAUCAACGCUGUGUCCUCUGCUCUCUACUCCUACGUGCAGUGUUUCCUCCUCCCGUACGUCGGCCUGAAAGGAUUAUACUUUAUGGGCUACUUUGUGUUCGGCAUGGGCACCAGCCUGAUUGGCCUCUUCCCCAACAUCAUCGCCACACUGAUCCUCUGCAGCGUGUUCGGCGUCAUGUCCAGCACGCUCUACACCAUCCCGUUUAACCUGAUAGCGGAGUAUCAGCGAGAAGAGGAGGAAUUCAUGAAGCUGGGAGGAAGCAAUGGAAGUCAGCGAGGCACCGGGGUGGACUGUGCCGCCCUCACCUGCAUGGUCCAGCUGGCUCAGAUCAUCGUGGGUGCAGGUCUCGGCGCUCUGGUCAACAUGGCAGGAAGUGUAGUCGUGGUGGUUCUCUCGGCCUCGACCGUGUCCCUGCUCGGCUGCAUCUUCAUCGCUCUCUUUAUUAGAAAUGUGGACUAAUUCUGUUUAUAUAAAAGUAUUUUAAUGAUAUUGUUUUAAU